Messenger RNA from Zymoseptoria tritici IPO323, 341 nucleotides. RefSeq lists its product as uncharacterized. NCBI's taxonomy places the organism in Eukaryota, Fungi, Ascomycota, Dothideomycetes, Mycosphaerellales, Mycosphaerellaceae. The record is from RefSeq and is a predicted model, not a curated record. The annotation marks the transcript as partial. The transcript has 2 exons.
CCGAUGAGGCUGCCAUCGCCAAAUCCAUCACCAAUGACCACCAGCCGUUGAUCAACACCGUGAUGACCGCGUUCACCAAGGAUCUCAAGAGGAAGGACCGCGGUCCCAACGGCAAGCCAACCACUCGUGCAGGCGCCAACUUGACUAAGCAGUCCACUGAGUUCGUCAACCAAUUGGUCGCGGCUGCCGGCAACGAUGUCAAGGAGUUCUUGAAGGCGAAGCCGAAGGCGAAGUCGAAGACCCCAGCUGUGCCCAAGGCUUCGGGAGGUGGAUCGAAAGUCGGCAUGAAGCGUGGUGCUCCGACUGAUGACGACGAGAACGACGAGACCUCCAAGCGCCAG